UAACCUGUCAUUCAUUUAUUUCAAAUAAUUUUUUGGUCUAUAUAUAAUGGAGUGCGUAUUGGGCAUGUGUUUUAAAGACUUUGUUCUCUUGGCAUCAGAUGCUACUGAAACUCAUAGCAUUAUGGUUAUAAAGCAUGAUAGCCUUAAAAUGUACAGUGUUAAUCAAAAUGUAAUGAUAGGUGUUGUAGGUGAAAAGGGCGAUAGCCACGAAUUUGCUGAGUAUGUAUCAAAAAAUAUGCAACUAUAUAAGUUUAGAAACGGAUAUGAUGUAGAUCCAUUCAAAGUUGCACAUUUUGCAAGGAGAACCUUAGCUGAUGCCCUUAGAUCAUCAAGCCCUUAUUAUGUAAAUUCAAUAAUUGCUGGGUUUGAUCCACAGACAAAUCAGAGUUGCUUAUUCUUUUUGGAUUAUUUAGCAUCAUUGAUCCCUAUUCCAUUUGGAGCUCAAGGAUAUGGAGCAUUUUUUGCUAACUCUAUACUGGAUAGGCAUUUUAAUAAAGAUCUAAAUGAAGAUGAUGCAUAUUUACUUUUAACAAAAGCUAUUGAUGAGAUACAAAAAAGACUUUUAGUAAAUUUACCAGCUUUUAAAGUAAAAAUUAUAGAUAAAAAUGGACAGCGAAAUUUAAAAGACAUAUAUUUGAAGACAUCUUUUGUUAUUGAUAAACAAUCAACUUAAUUUAUUUUUAAUAUAUUUACUAACAUUA
This is a messenger RNA of Gordionus sp. m RMFG-2023, 701 nucleotides long. Its product is annotated as proteasome subunit beta type-2-like. The record is from RefSeq and is a predicted model, not a curated record. The coding region runs from base 47 to 673 and encodes 208 amino acids. Gene Ontology annotation, biological process: proteasomal protein catabolic process. Gene Ontology annotation, cellular component: cytosol; proteasome core complex, beta-subunit complex; nucleus. The transcript is spliced from 6 exons. Lineage: Eukaryota; Metazoa; Nematomorpha; Gordioida; Chordodea; Parachordodidae.